Molecule: messenger RNA, 1377 nt
Organism: Aptenodytes forsteri (emperor penguin)
Lineage: Eukaryota; Metazoa; Chordata; Aves; Sphenisciformes; Spheniscidae
Gene: PPP1R36
Product: protein phosphatase 1 regulatory subunit 36
Exons: 11
Coding region: 1-1308 (435 amino acids)
Biological process (GO): negative regulation of phosphatase activity
Molecular function (GO): phosphatase binding
Source: RefSeq, a predicted model, not a curated record
AUGGAAGAUAGAGACUUGACACAGCAAGAAGAAACAAGAGGCAGAAAAGAGGUGAAUGACUGGAUGACGAUAAAACUAACUCCAGGCGUGUGGUACUGGAAAGAUGAUACUAACACGCUUGAAUUUGCAAGCUCCAAUCCAGCAGCUGAGGAAAACCUUAAGGAAGGAAAAAAUCUUCACUUUCAGGAAAUGCGUGUCAAGACGUUAAAGAGCAUCUUCCAAGAUGAUUGCAGUGCAGCGCUCCCUGAAAGAAGGCUGGCUGACGCAGAAGGAAAAUUGCAUAGGCUGUCAAAGUGGGUACAACAUGAAUAUGUGACGUUGGAUGAUGUCAAAUAUGCUGCUUUGCUUUUGAAAGAAACAAAUGAGUCACAUCACAUGCUAUCAUUUGCAGCAGUUAUGAGGAAUGAGAAACUAGAUGAGUUCCUCAUGGCCCUGCUCUUCUACCUAUCUUUUUACCUGGAAAAAUUUGCCCUGGAAAAGAAGUACAGAUCCUUGAUUUCGACUAUGGUAUUUUUAGAGAAGAAAGAAAUGGAUGAUGUGUUGGCGAAGUUAGCGGUGGCCAGGAUUCACCUUGCCAAGGUGUACUGUAACCUCAUCCUUGGACGAGGCAUGGCAGAGCAGCACCACAUGCCUAGUGGAAAGAGAAGAACAUCGAUGCAGAAAGAUCGGAGCUUCUUUGAGGGCUUCUACAACUACUGCAGCUAUGUGGCUUGGCUUGUGUUCAGACGGAAGCACUUCCAAGUGAUUCGGGAAGAAAUCGGCAGGCUUCUUUUCUCCAACAUGUUCAAUCCUGCCUUAAGAGACAGGAGCAAUGUUGACUUGCAGAAAGCAGGAGACUGGACUGCUGAUGCAAAUACAGCGCGAUUGCCAUAUCUGAGAAAAGUCCAUGCCAAGCAUCCUUCCAUAAACAGCAUGGUUCACCAGCGCUCGCCAGUGCUCAGCACGCUGCUGCCCUUACCGAAGGACAGUGCUCAAUACCUCUCCCAGAACCACUACUGUCGGGGCAGAGACCCUCGACCCUGCAGGUGCGAUGGACUGCCGGACUUCUCAGAAUUGUUCACUACCAAGGUGGGCAUCAUUGGAGCUCAUUGUAGCGAGUUAAAAUCUUUGAUGAGCAUGCCUGACGGGGCGAUGGAGGAGGAGGAGGAAGAGGAAGAACAAGAACAAGGAAGAAUAAAGAGUGGUUUCUCCAUCCUGACAAAUGACCUCAGUUUGCCACCUCUGAGAAGUCCCCAAAACAGGCUUAGCAGUCAGAGCGCUGUGCUCUCAAGAGGAAUGGCAGAAGGUGACUGUAAUCAGAGCAACUAGCAGAAGUGGUAUCUUCUCAUGUUGAGUGGCAUGGUUUCACAUUGCUAAGUAAAUCACUUUGAAAUUGCA